GAGGGAAACAAACUUCUGCUAAUCUAUUGGAUUGGAGAAAGAGUUCCAAAUGUUUCCGUUUCUGUUUUUGACUCUUGUUGUAGCCAUCAAGGUAUUCAAGAAAACAACUCCAAAUGGAAAAGUUACGGUUUACCUUGGUAAAAGGGACUUCAUUGAUCAUUUGGAUAGCAUAGAUCCAAUUGAUGGUGUUAUUGUUGUUGAAAAUGAUUAUCUUCAAGGCCGAAAAGUUUAUGGACAGGUAACAACAACUUUCCGUUAUGGACGCGAGGAAGAUGAAGUUAUGGGUGUCAAAUUUAGCAAAGAACUCGUUUUGUGUCGGGAGCAAAUAGUUCCAUUGAAGAAGGAAAAACAAGAUAUGACACCCAUUCAAGAACGCCUUCUCAAACGUCUUGGACCAAAUGCAUAUCCAUUCAUAUUUCAAUUUCCACAAUCCUCUCCUAGUUCUGUUACAUUACAACCUGGCGAUGAUGAUCAAGGAAAACCAUUAGGAGUAGAAUAUACUGUCAGAGUAUAUGUUGGUGAACAUGAAGAAGAUAAGGGUCACAAAAGAUCAUCUGUUGCAUUAGCCAUAAAAAAAUUGCAAUAUGCUCCUCCUACCAGAGGACGUAAAUUGCCUACCUCUUUAGUUUCAAAAGGAUUUACUUUCUCUCAAGGCAAAUUGAAUUUGGAAGUUACACUUGAUAGGGAGAUUUAUUAUCAUGGAGAAAAAGUAGCUGCAAAUGUUAUAGUUACAAAUAAUUCUCGUAAAGCAGUUAAAAAUAUUAAGCUCUUUGUAGUACAACAUUGUGAAGUAACAAUGGUUAAUACUCAGUUCUCUCGACAUGUGGCCAGUUUAGAAACACGUGAAGGUUGUCCAAUCACACCCGGAGCAUCCUUUACAAAACAGUUUUAUCUUGUUCCAUUAGCCAGCAGCAACAAGGAUCGCCGUGGAAUUGCUCUUGAUGGUCAUUUGAAGGAUGAUGAUGUAAAUCUUGCAUCUUCAACUAUGGUCGCAGAAGGUAAAACUCCUAGUGAUGCUAUGGGUAUUGUCAUCUCUUAUUCUGUUCGAGUAAAAUUAAACUGUGGCACUUUGGGAGGUGAAUUAGUUACAGAUGUUCCAUUUAAACUAAUGCAUCCAACACCUGGACUUGUAGAAAAAGAAAAAUCUAUUUUGAAGAAGAAUAAGAGCAUUGAGAGGGCACGUUAUGAGAAUUCUUGCUAUUCAAAUGAUGACGAUGACAAUAUUGUUUUCGAAGACUUCGCUCGUUUGCGCUUAAAUGAGCCAGAGUAAAAAAACUAUUUGCAAGGAGGCAAAUACUUACUUUAAAAGAAUCUUAGAUUAAUAAUUCUUAGUAGUAAAUUUAAAUCAGAAUGCAAUAGAAUUAUAUCGAACUAAUCAUAAAUAAUACAGUGUAUUAUAUAUAUGUAUAUUUAGAAUUUAUCGAUUCUAGGAUUCUUUUGAUGUGAGUUAUAUUUAAGGACUGACAAAAGAAUAAAAGGUACAGAAUUAAGAAAGAUGUAACGAAAAAGGACAAAAAAAAGUGAAAAGUAUAAUAGAAAAAUCAA
Messenger RNA from Eufriesea mexicana, 1545 nucleotides. It is a transcript of the gene Arr2, whose product is annotated as arrestin 2. Gene Ontology annotation, cellular component: cytoplasm. The transcript has 7 exons. Bases 50 to 1270 code for a protein of 406 amino acids. Lineage: Eukaryota; Metazoa; Arthropoda; Insecta; Hymenoptera; Apidae. The record is from RefSeq and is a predicted model, not a curated record. Gene Ontology annotation, molecular function: G protein-coupled receptor binding. Gene Ontology annotation, biological process: G protein-coupled receptor internalization; signal transduction.